AUGUCUCAUCAAUUUUAUUCCGAGUUAUGGCUCGCGACGAGGGAAGAUGUAGAGAAACUUUUACGGAUGGAUCAGGACAGGCUGCAGCAGGAAAAGAAAGGGGGGAAAUCGAAAGAUAAAAUCUCGGGUCAGCUGGUUACGAUGUACAUCAGAUAUAGGGAAUUAAUUCGUCGGCUAGCUCUAUGUCACGAUCAAGUUUGUCAGUCCCAGAAACGCGAGCUGAUAAAGCAGGUGCUUAAUUGUGCCAUUGGAAGAAUGUUGGAGUAUAAACGACAGUUGGUCCUCUCACAGAAUCGGGAAUCAGUCUACGCCGACGAUGUUUUGAUACCGCUGAAACUUACUCCGGAUGACAUUGGUUGGCGAAAACCAUCCUACUUUGUUACGGACCGGCAAUCUCAUCUCGACGCUCGCAAGAAAUGCAUAAAUGACCUGAUCCAGCAGAAACUGGCGGCUGUAGCUCCGCAGGAUUCGCGGCAAAAUUCAAUCAUCGUCCCGAAUCAGAGCGAAUCGGAAGAGAAAAUGUCGCGAGAAGCUUCGCGGCUGUCUCCGCGUGUGACUGAGGGGGAAAUCGAAGUGAACUUGAAUCUUCCGAUACGAGUAGAAAGCCCCGAAGAAGCUGCUGCGAGGAUCGCCCGUGAGGAGCUAAACGCGGCCGUUCUUCUUAUCCAGUCCCACGACCGUGCCAGGAAGGCCAGAAUCGUCGGGGCCGAAUUGAGGAGAAUGAACGGUUACAAGAAGAAGCUUGCCAACGGUGAAUUGGUGGAAGUGAAACACGACAAGCGAACCAAGGUCAAAGCAGUCGUCACGAUGCAGAAAUGGUGGCGAAGCUACGCGACGCGAAUCCACCUCAAAGAAAGGACCGACAGGCUCGAGGCGGUCCUUGGCAUGUCCAUUCCCAGCUGGAAACCUCAUCAAGUAUUUGAUCGGGACGUUGAAAACUUUAAACGAAGGCAAUCGAUGCAACCGGAAUACGCCGCAGCCACUCUUCAGGCUAUUUCCACCGAGAACGCCAGGAGGGUGAUAAAUAUUUUAUUCGGCAACGUCAUCAAGGACAACAGUGCAGAGGAACCGGAAUUCCGGAACACUGUAGUAAAAAAUUAUAUUCUAAAAAUUCGCGCGCGCAUCAAAGUCAUUUUCUACUGCACCGUUGAAAUUUGUCAAUUAACCGACUAUACUGCGAUUUAUAAAUUUCAACAAUUAAUCCAUCGUGAUAACGUCUACACCACUAUACUUACGAAAAUUUUCCACGAGUUUUUGGGUCAAGCAUCUCAUUUUAAUACCCACAUCGCCGUCUCACCCACACUAAAAUGUAAACCAAUAGCUUCGAUCGAUAUGCAUCGCGGAGGUCAAGUGCACCAAAUUCGGGGACCAGGGCUGUUGGAGGACAUAACCGAUGAGGUCAAGGAAUGGUUUCUGCUCUGGUACAACGAGCUGGGAUUUUUCGACGCUUAUCCUUUGGCCCAGGCGGGAGGCAGUAUCCUUAUAGCAACGGGGCAGACUCUCACCCCGGAGGAAUAUCACAUGGAACAGAUGCGGAAGGCGGAAGAAGCGAAGAAGGGAAAGGGAAAGGCUGCGGCGGCAGCAGCCAAGGCGAAACAGAAAGUUAAACAACGCGGCGAUAAAAUAGAGGAGCCGAAUACCCUCAAGGGCCUGAGGGAAGCGAACGACGACUUCCUCGCAAACUGGAGCCUCCGGGAUGAAACCGGGAACCCCCAUCAGCGCGAAUAUCUCGAUCUCAUCACCGACAAACUCUGCUACGAACUCCAACUCGAGAUGAGGGAGGUCGUCGACGAACUCAUGCGCCUCGAACUCGCCGCCCUUGAAGCCGCCCUCGCAAAGGAUGAAGCCGAGAGCGGCGGGCGCGCGAAGGGACAAAAACAACAGAAACAUAACAAAGGUACGAAAAAUAAAAAGAAGAAGAAAAGCAAGACUGAGGGCACGCGGAAGGUGGGCAAGAAGAAGGAACAGGGACCGGUUCCAACGAUUGAGGAACUCUUCAGCGAGCUGGUGAACACCGGGAUAAUCCGCGAAUAUCCGGAUGUUAAGAUGAGCGAUUGGAAAGGCGACGUGUCCUACCAGAACACAGAGGCUGUCAGAGAAUUCAGAGAGGUCAGAAACUGUCUGGGCGACGUGGUCCAGCCAAUAAUGGAGUAUUGCGUGCUCCCGGUUGGCUCGAAGGAGAUACAUCAGGUCGCUCCUUUAGUCCGCUCCGUUUCUAUAGUCGGACUUCCUCGCUCGGGAAAGUCUUUUCUGGUAAAUGCGAUUUGCAAUGAAAUCGGCGCUCUGCUUUUCGACCUUUCGCCGAAAACGGUCGCGGAAGGCUAUCGGACGAAAAAAGACCUCGAGAGACUAGUAAGUUCCAUCAACAAGGUCGCUCGCGCCUAUCCGCCCUCUCUACUCUUCGUCGAUGCCGGCCACCAGCCCUGGUGGAAGAAAAUACCCCCCGAGGAAAAGCAAAAUAAUCCGAAACUCCUCGCUGGUCCGCUGACCAAACUCGUCAAGGGAAUCCGCCCCGGGGAUCAAAUCCUAUUUCUCACGACAACGGACCAACCGCAAAAAGCCGGAAAAGGGUUCAUGAAGCUCCACGACAAGUUCAUCCUCAUACCACUCCCCGAUUACAACACGUUGUACCUCCUCUACAAGGAGUUGCUGAUGCGGUAUCACGGGGUGGACAGGAACUUCGACUGUUCAAGUUUAGCCAGCCUCUCGGUCGGUCAUCCGUUGGAGGGAAUUCGCAACGCGGUAGAGAAGGUCCUGACCAUCGAGCGCCGAAUUAAUCUGAAGAAACGACCCCUUCAGCCCAAGGAGAUCAUGCAGUUUCUGAUCUCGAACCGAGUUCAGGCUCAGACGAAGGAGUACGAGACGCUGGUUAAAUGGGAGAUGAAGACACCCUUCGGUAAGCGACGUUCGAAAGCUGAAGCCGCGGAGACGGCAGCUCGCAGCGGUAAGAAACCCGGGGACAAAAAGAUGCAGAAGGUGCAGGAGAGGCAAAAGUAGACAUUCGCAUUAUUCAAUCGACGUAAGAACUUGACGGCCGGGCUCGAGAAGAAAUGGAAGCCGCGACACCGAGGGAGAAAAAGCGGAAUUCUUUUCGGCCCAAAGAUGCUCUCGGCGACUUUUUGAUUACGCACCCAUACAGCGGAAGGAACUGUCGCGGAUUCGUCGCUCCGGCUGAACAGCAUAUGCACGCAACGCGUUAAAGUACGCGUAUAUGUACAUCCGUACCGUCGUAUGCUACUGUGGCCGCUACACCUACGCACGUUGCACCUACGCGCGUGGCUUCACCUACGCACUAUACCUGCGCCAAGGGAGCGGUGGAGGAAAGGAAGGAAAUUUUGAACAGGAAACGAAAAUGGAACACGACCGAUCAUCGCUAGGAGUGGACGUGAAGCGAAAAGAUAAUUAAAGGCAAUCGGUCGUUUAUCCGGAUUUAAAAAAUCCACCCGGUUCCUGCUGCAGAGCAAUGCGCAGGACCGAGCGACUACUCGCUGCAGCUUACCUAAGGUCGA
Molecule: messenger RNA, 3509 nt
Organism: Diprion similis
Lineage: Eukaryota; Metazoa; Arthropoda; Insecta; Hymenoptera; Diprionidae
Product: IQ and AAA domain-containing protein 1-like
Exons: 11
Coding region: 1-2997 (998 amino acids)
Molecular function (GO): protein binding; ATP binding; ATP hydrolysis activity
Source: RefSeq, a predicted model, not a curated record